AUGAGAGUGGGUGUGGUGUUUUACAGUGCUUUAAUCCACACCCCAGCUCUUCCAAUUCCGGCUCUCCCUUCCCCCCCACCUCCGUGUUUGCUCUACGAAGAGCAGCAACAGCGGCGGCAGAACGAGCCCAGGCUGUGGGGAGGCCGCCCGGGCGAGCUCCAGCAGGAGGGUGCUGCGCUCCUUCCCCUCCUCUCCCUCGCGCGCACACCCCGCCGCGCCUGCCGCUUCCCGCCUCGCUCGACUCCUUCCAUAGUGGGAGCGACACUUCCCCCCCCGCCCUCGCUCACCGCCGCGCGCGUUUACACGGCAGCGGCGGCCGCCUCAGCCAGCAGCAACAACCGUGCCCACCGCCACUCGCUCUUUCCUCCAGCCCCAGCGGCACGUUGGGAGUUUAUUCUCCUCAAGCAGUUUCUUCCCGCGCUGAGG
This is a messenger RNA of Podarcis lilfordi (Lilford's wall lizard), 426 nucleotides long. The record is from the annotation of a GenBank genome assembly. Lineage: Eukaryota; Metazoa; Chordata; Lepidosauria; Squamata; Lacertidae.